This is a messenger RNA of Asparagus officinalis (garden asparagus), 1296 nucleotides long. RefSeq names its product ATP synthase subunit gamma, mitochondrial-like. The transcript has 9 exons. The record is from RefSeq and is a predicted model, not a curated record. Gene Ontology annotation, molecular function: proton-transporting ATP synthase activity, rotational mechanism. Bases 86 to 1048 code for a protein of 320 amino acids. Gene Ontology annotation, biological process: proton motive force-driven ATP synthesis. Lineage: Eukaryota; Viridiplantae; Streptophyta; Magnoliopsida; Asparagales; Asparagaceae.
AAAAAAAAAAAAGAAAAAAACCGAUUCCCAAAUCCGAGCAAAUUACUAGCGAUCCUCGUAGAGUUUCAUAAAAUCAGAUCGAGCAAUGGCGAUGGCGGCCUUGAGAAAAGAGGGGAGGAGGCUCGUCCUCUCCUCCAAUCCCUCCAGCUUCGCUCGAUCCGCAGUCUUCUCUGAAGAGUCAUGCCCCUUUGGUGCUCGGUCAGUUUCGACUCAAAUAGUAAGGAACAGGAUGAGCAGUGUUAAGAAUAUUCAAAAGAUUACCAAGGCAAUGAAGAUGGUUGCAGCAUCAAAGCUACGAUCAGUCCAAACUAGAACUGAAAACUCACGUGGAUUAUGGCAGCCAUUUACUGCACUUCUUGGGGAUGCCCCUGGUGUUGAUGUGAAGAAGAAUGUUAUCAUUGCUGUUUCCUCUGACAAAGGUCUUUGUGGAGGCAUUAACUCUACGACAGUGAAAGUCAGCAAGACUCUCUUCAAGCUAACUUCUGGUCCUGAAAAAGAAACCAAGUAUGUUGUGUUGGGAGAAAAGGGGAAGGUUCAAUUCUUACGCGAUUCAAAGAAAAGCAUGGAACUGAGUGUAACUGAGUUGCAAAAGAAUCCAUUAAAUUAUACUCAGGUUUCUGUGCUUGCUGAUGAUAUCCUAAAGAAUGUGGAGUAUGAUGCUUUGAGGAUUGUUUACAACAAGUUCCAUUCAGUUGUCCAAUUCAUCCCGACGAUUUCAACCAUACUAUCUCCUGAGGUGGUGGAGAGAGAGUCUGAAUCUGGAGGAAGACUUGGUGAUCUGGAUUCAUAUGAAAUAGAAGGGGCAGAAACCAAAGCUGAAGUACUUCAGAAUCUUACAGAAUUCCAGUUUUCUUGCAUGAUGUUCAACGCAGUCCUAGAAAAUGCAUGCAGUGAACUUGGAGCAAGAAUGUCGGCCAUGGACAACGCCAGCAGAAAUGCCGGUGAUAUGCUUGAUCGCCUCACUCUCACUUAUAACAGGACUCGUCAAGCUGCGAUUACCACAGAGUUGUCUGAGAUCAUAUCGGGUGCAGCUGCGCUCAGUCAUUAAAUGGGUACUCGAUGUUGUCUAUUUCGAACAAUUUGAUGUUGUCCUUUUCAAACAGUUUUUUUUGUAUCGAGAAAAACUUGCAAUAACCUACCAAGGGAUAUAACAGUGUCCUGGAAGAACAUGACACUGAUCUUCAAUUGAUUUUUCGGUUUUUUUCUGAAACAAAAUUUUUUAACUCGAGUGAUUCUGUGUUGCUUGGAUGUCAUCUUGUGGUACACCAUUAUCUAAUGGAUGCUGUUUUUGUUUCU